This is a messenger RNA of Meriones unguiculatus (Mongolian gerbil), 1971 nucleotides long. It is a transcript of the gene E2f4, whose product is annotated as E2F transcription factor 4. The record is from RefSeq and is a predicted model, not a curated record. The transcript has 10 exons. Gene Ontology annotation, molecular function: protein dimerization activity; DNA-binding transcription factor activity, RNA polymerase II-specific; RNA polymerase II cis-regulatory region sequence-specific DNA binding. Bases 62 to 1288 code for a protein of 408 amino acids. NCBI's taxonomy places the organism in Eukaryota, Metazoa, Chordata, Mammalia, Rodentia, Muridae. Gene Ontology annotation, biological process: regulation of transcription by RNA polymerase II. Gene Ontology annotation, cellular component: RNA polymerase II transcription regulator complex.
GUGGCGCCGCCGCCGGCCUGGCCUGGCCUGGCUCAGGGGAGGCGGCGGGCGGGCGGGCGCGAUGGCGGAGGCCGGGCCACAGGCGCCGCCGCCCCCGGGUACUCCAAGCCGACACGAGAAGAGUCUGGGACUUCUCACCACCAAGUUCGUGUCGCUUCUGCAGGAAGCCAAGGACGGCGUUCUUGACCUCAAGCUGGCAGCCGACACUCUAGCUGUGCGCCAGAAACGGCGGAUUUACGACAUCACUAACGUAUUGGAAGGUAUUGGUCUGAUCGAGAAAAAAUCCAAGAACAGCAUCCAGUGGAAGGGUGUCGGGCCAGGUUGCAAUACCCGGGAGAUUGCCGACAAGCUGAUAGAGCUCAAGGCAGAGAUCGAGGAGCUGCAGCAGCGGGAGCAAGAACUUGACCAGCAUAAGGUGUGGGUGCAGCAGAGCAUCCGGAAUGUCACAGAGGACGUCCAGAACAGCUGCUUGGCCUACGUGACUCAUGAAGACAUCUGCAGAUGCUUUGCUGGAGACACCCUCCUUGCCAUCCGGGCCCCAUCGGGCACCAGCCUAGAGGUGCCCAUCCCAGAGGGUCUGAAUGGUCAGAAGAAGUACCAGAUUCACUUAAAGAGCAUGAGUGGCCCCAUCGAGGUGCUGCUAGUGAACAAGGAGGCCUGGAGUUCACCACCUGUGGCUGUGCCUGUACCUCCCCCUGAUGAUCUGCUCCAGAGUCCACCUGCUGUUUCUACACCUCCACCUCUGCCCAAGCCUGCCUUAGCUCAGCCCCAAGAAACCUCUCGUCCAAGCAGUCCCCAGCUAACUACCCCUACUCCUGUCCUUGGCAGCACUGAAGCCUCAGAGGUAGCAGGCCAGACAGCUGAAGUUGCAGUGAGUGGUAGCCCUGGAACUGAAAACAAGGACAGUGGUGAACUCAGCUCAUUCCCACUGGGCCUGACAGCACUGGACACUCGACCUCUGCAGUCCUCUGCCCUACUGGACAGCAGCAGCAGCAGCAGCAGCAGUAGCAGUAGUAGCAGUUCAUCUGGAGCUAACCCUUCUACCUCCUUUGAGCCCAUCAAGGCAGACCCCACAGGUGUUUUGGAUCUCCCUAAAGAGCUGUCAGAAAUCUUCGACCCAACACGAGAGUGUAUGAGCUCUGAGCUGCUGGAAGAACUGAUGUCUUCAGAAGUGUUUGCCCCCCUCCUCCGACUUUCUCCACCUCCUGGAGACCACGAUUACAUCUACAACCUGGACGAGAGUGAAGGUGUCUGUGAUCUUUUUGAUGUUCCUGUUCUCAACCUCUGACUAACAGGACACGUCCUGUGCAGCUGCAACCCAGACUGUCUCCCACCCCCAGCUUGAGAGCCGACUCUGGACUUACUCAGCCUUCCCCAGUUGCUCAGUUCUGGCCAUGCUACCCUGUUUUGCACUGUAACUGUGCUAGCAGAGCAGGGAGAGAGCUUGGUCCUCUCUACACGGAGCCAGGUGUUUGCCUUUUAUUUUCCGGAGCCUUCCCCAGCCAGGCUCAGCUGCCACCCAGGGGCACAUCUGCCGUUUCUACCAGCCACUCUUCUGAGGAGGUUUGGAAAAGGAGGUGGAGCUGGGUGGUUGCCAGCUGUCACUCUUCCUUUCCUGCCUGCUCACUCUGUAGCCUCUAGACCUCUCAUGUGCCCCCUUUCUGCUAUGCCCUCAAUCCUAGGAAUUCUAGGAUAGCCAUGGUGGAGGGGGUUAAUUAGAAGGAAUUGAUAUGUCUAGUUAGGAAUAUGGGUGGGUUGGUACCUGCAGAGUGGCCCAACCUCUUGAUACCCCUUAAUCUCUUCACUUCCAUUUAUUCACUUACCCUCAUUUUAGAGCCAUUUGCAGAGAUUUAGAAAGAUUUACAAUAACGAAUGGAUUCCUAUAUAAAGAUUAUUUUUAUACUUUUUUCAGCAAAAGGAAAUUGUAAUAUUUGUACAGCAUUCAAGUGAAUAAAGACGUGCCUAAGGCUA